Messenger RNA from Doryrhamphus excisus (bluestripe pipefish), 2492 nucleotides. It is a transcript of the gene lancl1, whose product is annotated as LanC antibiotic synthetase component C-like 1 (bacterial). NCBI's taxonomy places the organism in Eukaryota, Metazoa, Chordata, Actinopteri, Syngnathiformes, Syngnathidae. Gene Ontology annotation, biological process: carbohydrate metabolic process; peptide modification. Gene Ontology annotation, cellular component: plasma membrane. The record is from RefSeq and is a predicted model, not a curated record.
UAUAUCGAUUUCAUUAGAAAUCUUGAAAUAACGUAUAGGCUGUUUUCGGAUUUGAUAUGCGUUUGCUCGCUUAAGUAAUGUAGCUACAUUGGUUAACUAGUACGUGGGUGUGCUUUCCUGCAUUCUCUGUCGCUGGCAAUAGCAUUAACGUAAACCUGCUAUGUUUCCUUAUCGCUAGCAAAGCAUAGCAUCAACUUAACUCUGGUCAUGUAUUGUCCAACCCAGACUACAAAAGAAAUGGACACUCGAGCCUUGAGGAAUCGUUAUCGUGACUACGAUGGGAACCCUGAGCUGACGCAGUCGCUUUUUGACUCCCACGGCAAGCUGACGUCGGAGUUUUCCCAGCGGCUGAGAAGCAAGAUCGACGAGCUCCUAGCUGUCAUGGAGGGCGGUAUGAAGUCUGCUGACCCAAGAAACUGCACCAGUUACACAGGCUGGGCAGGCAUUGCACUCCUCUACCUGCACCUCCACCGUGUUUUCAAACAGGAGGUGUUCCUCCAGAAGGCUCUAGAACACGUCAGCCGCAGUUUGAAGUGCCUGACCCGCCGUGAUGUCACCUUCCUUUGUGGUGACGCAGGGCCGCUGGCUGUUGCCGCUGUGGUGUACCACCGGCUGCAGAGGCAAGGGGAGGCCGACGACUGCAUCACUCGACUGCUGCAGUAUCACCCGACUGUUGUGAAGGGUUCGGGCGGCUUGCCGAAUGAGCUCCUCUACGGUCGAGUUGGUUACCUCUAUGCUCUUGUCUUUAUCAACCAGCAGCUUGGCACCAACAGAAUCCCUCUGCAGCACAUCCAGCAGAUUAGUGAGACCAUCUUGGCUUCGGGUGAGCACCUGAGUAGGAAGUUUCGUCUCCAGAAUCAGAGUCCCCUCAUGUAUGAGUGGUACCAGGAGCAAUAUGUCGGUGCAGCCCACGGACUGUCCGGCAUCUACUACUUUCUCAUGCAGCCAGGAUUUGUUGCGGCUGAGGAGAACAUUCACAGACUCGUCAAGCCCAGCGUGGACUAUGUCUGCCAUCUUAAGUUCCCCUCGGGAAACUACCCUCCCUGCAUCGGAGAUGAUCGCGACCUGCUGGUGCACUGGUGCCACGGCUCCCCAGGCGUCAUUUAUAUGCUUCUGCAGGCGCACACUGUAUUUGGAGACUCUCAUUACCUGGAGAAUGCUUUGCAGUGUGGUGAGGUUGUGUGGCGGUGGGGCUUGCUGAAAAAAGGCUACGGGCUUUGUCACGGUGCAGCAGGAAAUGCUUACACCUUCUUGGCUCUAUAUCGUCAAACACAGGACCCCAAGCACCUUUACAGAGCCUGCAUGUUUGCAGAGUGGUGCAUCAACUAUGGCUCGCAUGGUUGCAGGACACCAGACACGCCCUUCUCACUUUUUGAAGGCAUGGCGGGUACCAUCUACUUUUUGGCCGACAUGCUGCAGCCAGCACAAGCACGCUUCCCAGCCUUUGAGGUGUAAGGCUCCGCAACCGCAAGCCCACAGGUAGAUAGAUGUCCUGCUGUGGACAAGACUGGAUAUGUCUUUUCCAAAUACUUCCUGCUAUUUUUCUUAAGCCAUUUGUCAUAAAGCCAUUUGAGCUCCUAUUAAAGGUAGUGGAUGCAGCAGAUUCCUCCAGCAUUCCAGUGAGAGCUUCAACAAUGACGAUUAAUCGAUUAGCCAAUUAAUCGACAACUUGUGUUGGUAUUCAGUUUAUAUUUUUUUAUAAAAAAAAAACUAUGCGAAUAUUUUUCAAUUUCCUUCAUCCUCCAUGAAGGCAAACAUAUUGUCUGUGUUUUAUGCAAAACAUGAUAUUCUCACACAUCAGACUUUGGAAAACUGUCAUUGACAUUUUGGCCUUUUUUCAAACUGUUUGUUUGGUUCGUAUUGAUUUGGUCCAUAGAGGGCCUAACCGAUUACUCAAUUCAUUGAAACAAGAAGCUGCAGAUUAAUUGAUAAGGAACUAAUCAUUAGUUGCAGCCCUGAGUCAAACGUACAAAUAGCGUUAUACGCCGCCUCUUUCUACUUUGACCACACACGAGUCAUGUUUGUUGCCAGCUAAUAAUAGCGAUGAGGCUAAGUUUGGCUGCUAACCUUAGCUACCAUUGAACGACUAGCCGCUCAUAAGCACACAAUGACUGCAAAUGGCCGUUUCGCUUCUCUGAGGCUGCCUUUGUCUAUGUGCACGCUCUUCGAUAUUAUUAGAAAUUUCAUUCUUAGUUUGGUUCAAUUUGUUCCUUUAUAUGCUAGCCCGCGGCUGUGUUCUUCUAUUAAAUGUCCUGUGGAGUGGGUUGCAUACAGUCCCUUGAAAUGGAAACACAAUUUAAGGAUUUAGAAAUCACUUUAGCAUGUCGGCGUUAGGAAGUACCUCGUUUCAGUGUUCUGCUAAUGCUGCCGUGUUAGAUCAUUUGCACUGUCUGAGCAAUAAACGUGCUUUUUCACGCGACUCUUGUGUUGUUGUUCUUGUGCAGCAGCACAGAAUCACCACAAGGUGGAAGCAGUGGUCACCCCCCUACCCC